Talaromyces atroroseus is the source of this 2622-nucleotide messenger RNA. RefSeq lists its product as hypothetical. The record is from RefSeq and is a predicted model, not a curated record. Lineage: Eukaryota; Fungi; Ascomycota; Eurotiomycetes; Eurotiales; Trichocomaceae. Gene Ontology annotation, molecular function: protein binding. Bases 1 to 2622 code for a protein of 873 amino acids. The transcript is spliced from 3 exons.
AUGGACGAUGAUUCCUUGUCAGAGGCCAUCCUGAGCACGGAUCCUACGUUAGGUGACGAUGACGAUGCAGACACCACCUCGAUGGCAGCGACUGAGCAAUCUUCGAUGUCUGGUCACCCCGCACAGUUGUCUACAGCAACUACUUCAGUCUUUGGCGCUGAUGAUGCAACUAAAUGUCAAGCAAGUGAUUCAACAGCUCCAGGUGUUGUCUUCAAGCGCCCAAUUGAGCCUAUUGAGCCUAUUGAGCCUCGCAAGCCGCUUACCUUGCUUGACCUGCCACUCGACAUUUUGAGAGAAAUUGUCAAAGAGAUUACCCUUACACAUGACCUGACCUCGCUUGCCCGUGCUUGCUCUGCUCUCCACGCUUUGGCCAUUCCUGCUAUGUAUUCACGAUUCGACAUUGUCUGGCCGGAGCCAACUCCCGUGUCGGAUCAACCAGUAGGGGUGGAUGCACUUUCAUACGGCUUGGCGACAUUGGUGAUGGGUGCAAAUGCGUUCAAAGAAAGCCCCAAUGCAUCCUCUCGACGUGGUCAACACCGUUGUCACCAAUGCGGCUGUGAUGGAUUUUCUCAUCAUCGAGCCACUCCUCAGGAACCUACGACCCCUUCCAGAACAAAAUUUGGUCAGUUCAGGAUUGGCAACUCCUACGCCCAAUACACGAAGAAGUUCUGUGUCGGUAAUGGGCCCCCUGAAUGGGUACAAGAAUAUGCGAUUACGAGAGAAACGGGUAAACUGCUAGGGACAUUGGUGGCUCUGGCAGUCUCUAGGAUGGUAAACCUGGAGAGCUUUAUUUGGGAUAUGCCUACAGGGGUCAUGCGAGAUGUCUUCCUUGCUCUCGCGUCUUUUGACACACGCCCUGACUGCGAGUGCCGCUUAGAGAAAGUUUGGGUUCGAUGGCACGAUAACAGUCGAAGAGUGGCCGUUUUUCCAAAUGAUACUUCCUCGUUAGCACUAAGAAACAACCCCAUGGGUCUGUACAGGUUUGUGGAAUAUCCCACUUUCUCGGUCUUGCCGCCAUUAGGGUCCUUGAGCGUGUUAAACAUUGAUGAGCCGACAUAUUUGGAGGAAAUGGCUAUCCUUAUAGAUCGCUCGAGGCUUAAGUUACGCGAACUGCGCAUUGGGAUGCAGAAACGAUUCCAGCCGGAGAAAUGGGUGUAUCCAAUUGAGAUAGCACCUCCCUCAAGUGCACGCUCUCAACGGGAAGCACCGAAUUGGCCUAAGUCUGGGGGCGUUCUAUCAAUAUUGCUGGAUGCAUCUGACACAAAACAUACCAUGCCCACCGAAUAUCCUGUUGAGGGACCUUGGAUUGAGGAUGAAAACGAUCUUCAUAUCUCUACCUCCCCUUCAGUUGUCCCUCCAACAGGGCAGAGUGAUGGGGUGGAUGCUACUUCGCACAUGUUUGGCCACUUGACAGUCAACGACGUGCAAGAGCCGCAACAUCACCCGGCUCAGUCGACGAUACCCGUGAAUUUUGAGAAUGAUAUAAAAAAAAUUUUCAGCGUUCCGCAAGCUAUGCAUAGUCCCGCAAAUGGCGGGAAAAUUGACCAGCCGCAGAAUCUCAAGCUGGAAAUUCUUGAAUUGGAGAAUGUUGUCAUCCACACGCCUACGCUCAUAAAAGCUAUUGAUUGGAGUCGGCUGACCACACUUACAAUACUCAACUGUGAGGAGCAUGAAUCUCUGUGGAGAGCACUGCGCCGGAAACAUUCUCCUCCCACAGAAACUAAGAAGCAGGAUUCUGAGGACAAGACGACGGCGGAAAAUUAUCCUUUCAAGCUCAAGCAUCUGCAUACUGACCGUGUUUCGACUUAUUUGAUGCUAUUUCUAAAAGAUGCUAUUGCUCCGAAUACUCUGGAAAGCGUGUAUUUUCAAGAGAGCAACUCCUAUACGACCGUUGUUUCGAUUGAGGCAAUCUAUAAACAUGUGCUGCGUCGGCAGCGCGCUAGUCUAAGAAAAGUUCUUAUUGAUCGUUCGCGACGUGACGAAACCGUUUCUUCAAGUCAUGGCCAUUGGCGAGAUUGGAUGCUUUCUCGAGAGGCACUAGCGUUUGUGACAAGCGGACGGAUGCCUCAGCUCCGCGAGCUAGGUAUUGGGAUGGAUCGUCGAGAUUGGCAUUUCUUCUUGCAGAGACUACCCAAGUUAGCCAAUCUGCGAGCUCUUUAUUUGCCCAACAUGUUUGACUCGACCCUUGGAAGGAACAAACAUCGAGAGCUUGCUAUGCAAGUACUGGACAUUGUUACUUUACGACCGGAAAUUCAGUUAUGCUACAUCGGUAUUGAGAACAAAUGUUUUGAGAUUCUUGAAACUCCCGUAAGCGACAAGAAGGGAAAUAACGAAUUAUAUCGUGACUCUCCGUGGUUUUCGGACUCAAACAGUGAAUCAGGUGAUCAUGCAAACGCCCAAGGCUCGGAAUCCAACAGCGAGGAAGAAGACGAUGAUGAUGAUGACGAUGACGAUAAUAACAGCGAUAGCACGACCUCGCUUGCUGACGAUGACGAUGGUGACACGGAUGACAACGAGGACCACGACGGCAUUAGCAGUCCACGCUUUAUUUUCAGACUGCGCGAGAUACUUUUCUACGACGACAAAAUUUCAGUUUUCAAGGCUCGGCAUUGCUGCUUAUGA